UGCUACGUUCCUGCAAAGUGCAAACCUGAUCUUAGUUCAAACUUACAAGACCUCUUAUGUUCACACAAACCUGAUCUUAGUUCAAAUCUGGAACAAAACAAAGUCAGUCCAGCUUGAUAUCAUGUCUUGAAGCUCCGAAGGUUUCGUCAUCAGGGGAGAAUUAAUAUUCACUUGAACAGACCAAUGGUUUGCAGAAACCCAAGUAUUGAGCUACAUGAGCUGCCAGAGGAAUCACCCGAUCAAUCUAACACCACAACCAACGAUGAAGCAUCCUUGAACCUUGGAUCAUUGUCAAGAGAAAUAUUGCAACAAGAUUCAGGAGAGACACAAAUAGUGCAUGAAACCAGUACUCAAGAUCAACAAGAUUUUAGCAACAAUUACCCCAAGAACAAGAGCAGUGUUAUUAUAAACACGGAGAUAAUUUAUGUGGAUGAUGCUACAAGCAAGAUACUUGAUGUAGUUACUAGAGAGAAACAAGCCUGUACUAAGCGAAGGAGAAAUCGUAAAAGGGAUUCUAUUACACAUGAUACCAUCCAACAACAUUUUGGAAAACCAAUAGGGGAAGCUUCCAUGAGACUUGGUGUUAGCCGUUCUACACUAAAGCGUGUUUGCCGUGAGUUAAAAAUACCCAGUUGGCCAAUGCCGCAUCGCAACAAGAAAUAUGCUCAUUUUGGUAUAUCUGUGGUUGUGCUUCUACUAGUAAGGGUUAAGCGGUGGGUUUGUUCGAGCAACCAUCAUGGAUUUUCAGCUAUGUGGUGGAUUUGUGGCAAACAUAAUGCUUUUGUUUGCGAAUCAAAUCCAUUGGCUAAAAUUACACCUAAAGGCGAGACAAUUUGUAGGCUACCCUAUUACGCACAACUAACUAGUGAAUCCAUAAAUACGAAUCCCUUUUCCAAGGCUUCACAAGCACAUUUAAGUGUAUCCCCAAAGAAGAAGAGGGUGGUUAAUGUCUCAGAUACAAGGAUGGUGACAGUGAAAGCAAGUUUUAAAGAUGAUAUAAUUAAGUUUGAUUUUCCUCUUUCAUCAGGAGUGUCGGAACUAAAAAACCAAGUGGCUCAAAGGAUUAAGUUAAAAAGUACACGACUUCGUCUUAAAUACAGGGAUGAAGAUGACGAUCUGAUACUCAUUUCUUGUGAUGCCGACAUCCGUAACCUUAUGCCACUUUCAGCUUCCUCAGUUUGUAAAAAGACCAUAAGAUUAAUCGUCCAAAUGACAGACGAUUAGUCUUUAAACAUUAUCUCUAAACAAGUGUGGAACGCAGAUAUCAAUUCUUCUUGUUCUUUAUUUUAUGUUUUGUAAUAUAUAUUUGUGGGAAGGGAGACGUCCUUCUAGCAUUCGAUUUGGUCUAUGUUAUUACUAGGUUAAUUUCCCGUGUGUUAUACGGGUUGAACAAUUUAAACUAUAUAAUAUUGAUAUUUCCUGUAAGACUAUGGGUAAUGGUUAAUGCCCCUUAAGAGUCAUUUUUUGCCA
Messenger RNA from Helianthus annuus (common sunflower), 1470 nucleotides. RefSeq names its product protein NLP6. Gene Ontology annotation, molecular function: protein binding; DNA-binding transcription factor activity. Bases 184 to 1224 code for a protein of 346 amino acids. The transcript is spliced from 3 exons. The record is from RefSeq and is a predicted model, not a curated record. Lineage: Eukaryota; Viridiplantae; Streptophyta; Magnoliopsida; Asterales; Asteraceae.